AUGAAAAUAACACACUGUGUUAUAGGUGAUUGGGUUGCUUCGUUUAAUGAAAAACAAACACAAUCUGAUUAUACAUUUCACUUACCUGAUGGUACCAAGGUGAGAAAUUAUGGAAUGAUGCAUCAAAGAAAAACAUAUCAUUAUAUUGAUGCAACAAAUGAAUUACAAUCACAAAUAUUAUUUGUUCCAUAUCAAAGUUCUAAUAAAACCACAACACAAUAUGUAUGUACAAUUAUAUUACCUAAUCGUGGUAUUAAUUUGGAUGAUGCCGAACAAGAAUUAACUGCGCAAUUAUUUAAUCAAUUAAUAGAGAAACGACAACCAAAAGUUGUUGACUUGUAUUUACCAAAAUUUAAAAUGGAAUAUUCAUUUGAAAAUUUAAAAGAACUCCUUGAACAAAUGGGAAUUCAAGAUGCAUUCAAUAAAAAAUUAGCUGAUUUUCAACAAAUGACAUCGUCAUCAAAACGUGUCUAUAUCAGUGAUGUCAAACAUCAAGCAGUGAUCGAUGUCAAUGAAUCAGGCUUUGAAGCGGCUGCUGUUACCAUUAUUGAAACGAAAGAACGUGCAUAUUUUCAUUCUCCAGAAGAGGUAUUAGAAUUCAAAUGUGAUCGUCCAUUUAUAUUUAUGAUACGUGAAGAAACGUUGGAUACAACAUUAUUCGUUGGUAAAUUUAUGAAACCAUCAAAUAAAUAA
Didymodactylos carnosus is the source of this 693-nucleotide messenger RNA. The record is from the annotation of a GenBank genome assembly. Lineage: Eukaryota; Metazoa; Rotifera; Eurotatoria; Philodinida; Philodinidae.